GCGCGGGGGGGCGGGGGCGAGCGCAGCGGGAGGGGAGGCGGGCAAGAUGGCGCCUGGCGAGUGAUUCUCCUCGGAUCCCACCUGCUGGCGCGGAGACACCGGGGCGGGGGUCCUGCCGCCACUACCUCCCUUCCUCCUGUCUCCCGCCCCCGGAGCCUUCCUCCUUCCCUUACCCCCCUCCACCUCGGGGGGCGGGCCUGGUUCCUGGAACACCAUGUCGGACUCUGAGGAGGAGAGCCAGGACCGGCAACUGAAAAUCGUCUUGCUGGGGGACGGCGCCUCCGGGAAGACCUCCUUAGCUACGUGUUUUGCUCAAGAAACUUUUGGGAAACGGUACAAACAAACUAUAGGACUGGACUUCUUUUUGAGAAGGAUAACAUUGCCAGGAAACUUGAAUGUUACCCUUCAAAUUUGGGAUAUAGGAGGGCAGACAAUAGGAGGCAAAAUGUUGGAUAAAUAUAUCUAUGGAGCACAGGGAAUCCUCUUGGUGUAUGAUAUUACAAAUUAUCAAAGCUUUGAGAAUUUAGAAGAUUGGUAUACUGUGGUGAAGAAAGUGAACGAGGAGUCAGAAACUCAGCCACUGGUUGCCUUGGUAGGCAAUAAAAUUGAUUUGGAGCAUAUGCGAACAAUAAAACCUGAAAAACACUUACGGUUUUGCCAGGAAAACGGUUUUAGUAGCCACUUUGUCUCAGCCAAGACAGGCGACUCUGUCUUCCUGUGCUUUCAGAAAGUUGCUGCUGAAAUCCUUGGGAUCAAAUUAAACAAAGCAGAAUUAGAACAGUCACAGCUCCCAGACACAUGAAAAGUGGUUACUUGGUUUGGGUCUAGGAGAAUAUAAGAAAGAGAAGGCACCAUGAUUUGCUUGAUCACACAGAACUUGGAUUCCCAGAGGUCAAGUGAUUCCUUUCCUUUUUAGUUUAUCUGUCUGAAUAAUGUUUGUCUCUGCUUAAUUAGAGAAUCUGUGAUUAUCAUAAGUGAUUUAUUGAUCGUACCUUAUAUACUCAGUAUAGUGGUGGGUCUAAAAAAGAAUUAAAAGACUUUAAAAUGUCCCUGUUUCAGUGAAGAAAAUUAAUAUGUUAUGUGCCAGGGGGACUGCGUUAUCUCAGUUAAUCCUCAUAAUAACUCUGGAUCAGGUGAAAUUUUAUCAUUUUAUGAUCAGGAAGCUGAGACUAUGGAGAGAUUAGGUAACUUGAUCACUAAACCUUAGUUGGGCAAUGGUGGAGCCAGGAUUUACACCCAGGUCGCUCUGACACCAGUGCCCUUGGUGUUUUCACUCUACCAUACUGGGGGAAGGUAUACUGGGCAGUUUGGAGUGAAUGGGAAAAAAUGGCUGAAAGAGGAGCUGGUAUGAACAAUAUACCUGGGUACAAAAGCUUAGGUUGUAUUUUGCAAACAGAAUCAUUUGUUUAAAAUAAAUGACCUUUUGUAUCAGACUAUAAAGAGUUUGAGAACAGAUUUUGGGGAUUUAUGAAUGCCAAGUUGAUUAAUUUUAUUUGACCCAUAAUCAUUUUGAGGUAGGGCAAUAAAUGAAAGCAGUUUUUAGAUAGAAGUAAUCUAAUGGGAUAUUUUUGUAUGUCGUUGGAUGGGAGGGAGAUUGAGGUAAGGAGACUGAGUUACUGCUACCAUGUGAUAAGGACCAGAGUCAAGGUGGAAGGGAAGAGCUGGAUGGAUAUAAGGGAGAUUUUAAAGAAGAACCAAUAGGGCUUGUGGAAUGAUGUGGUAAAAGGUAGUAGAAGUCCAAGAUAACCCUGAGAUUCCUUGCCUGGAGGAAUGAAGAAAGGGGAAACCCAGUGAUUGGUGGUCUUUCUGAGACGGGGAAUGGUGGGCUGGUGCUUUACAGGUGAGAGGGCCGCACCGAAGAAUUCCUUGUACUGCCUGAGCUGUGCAGUGGUGCUCAGAUAUAGGAGACCGCUGGAGAGAUGAAACAACUGGAUACUUUUGAAAGGCAAAAUUUGGGGAAGCUUUAUUAAUAUUAGCUCCUUCUUGUUGUAAGAUCAACAGAGUUGCUAUUUUGACUUUAGAUAUGGGCUUAACAUUCUGGUAUAUUUUAAAUAAAGAGAUAUUAGAUGUGUUAACACUCUACCCUCCCUGCCCAUCUACCUUGUUUAUUAUGCUUUGAGGUUUAAUUCUAUCUUUGAUUUGUCAGUGACAUUUACUCUUAAUGCAUUCAUUUGAAGGUGAAUUUAAGCUACCGCAGCCCUCUAUAUGUUUGUCAAAAUUUUUUGUGUAUAGCAAGAAGCCUCAUUAGCAUUUCUUGAUCCUGAUGAAUUUGGUGUUUUUGCCAAUUAAAUUAUUGAUUUUACAAUUGAUAUUUCUUAGUGGAAACAUUUUUGAAAGUUCAUCUAAAAGACAAGAAGUGCAGAUAGCAUGCACACGCGUGCACACACACACACACACACACACUCUGCAUGUGGUUUUUGCAACAUUUGAAAGAUUACUGGAGGAAUUCAAGGGAAUGUUUGAAAACACUUUGUAUUAUUUUAUAGAGAAGGAGUUAAAUGGCAGACUCACCAGUCACAUUGAUAUUGAUGCUCUACUAUAAUAACUUAGUUUGUGACAUAAAUAUUUUGAGAUUUUAGUCCUAGUUCCAUUCACUGAUUAUUUAAAGAGAUUCUGGUAGUUUAUUUCUAACCUAGAUUGCUCCUAUUUGGGAGUUAUAUAUAAAAUUAGAUAUCAACACAUUUUGCAAGCUUUGCAAGGAAGAGGAAGAGAGAGAAAAGAAAGUGAAUGUACAGUAAACAUACUUUGAGGGACAACACUAGAAUCUGGGGAUACAGAGAUGAAUAAGAGAAGGUCCCUAUCCUCAAGGAGCUCCCAGAAUAAGUGGGGCAGCCAAACAUUUAAACAAUGAACACUAUAGAUCCACUUUCACAAUUCCCAGCUUGGUUAAUAGUUUCAUUUGCAUCAUUUAUGUAGUCUUCCCUUUUCUCCCCGACCAACCGUUGAUCCUCUAAGAUAGUGUAAGAAUUGAUACUAUUGUUAACAAGUGUUUUAGUUUCCCAGGUUGUUCAGAUUUUCUAUUUGCAAAGUACUUAGAACUUUAGGAGAAAAUAUAAAUUUACAACUACUAUUGUUUAGGAAAUCCAGCAAUCAGCUGUUUAAGAGUGCAUUAGAUAAUCGAUAAAGAAAAAGCUUAUUCCGUUGAGCUCUGUCUUGCGUCCUCCAGUUUGAAUUGCAAGGAAGUUUUGCCAUACGUACUUGGUGUUAAGAGCUUAAUACAUUUUUAAGCAUCACCAUUUUUACUUGUCAAUUAAUAAACUAUGAAUUUCAGCCUGGUUUGAACUAGAUAUAUAUUAGCUUUUAAAAUAACAAAAAUUUCUGUCAGAGAUAUUCAUUAAACUUGCUAAAAAUAUAUAUUCCUUAUUGUCACCUCAAAUUAUUUUCAGACUGUAUAUGAAGGUAUCUCACGAAGGGCUUGGCAUGUGAUAGACAUGCUCAAGAUUUUGGCUGUCUUAACUGGCAUAUAAUUGUACAGUGCAAGUACCCAUUUAACCUUUGGUCUUAAGAGCCCUUUCUGCUUUUUAGCUUUACCUGAGUAUUGAUCUUCCUCAGAUUUUUUUUUACCCAGAUAUUAAUUUUUUACAUUCAUUUUCCCCAAUAUGUUUAUUCAAACUGUACUGGGAUUUCUUUCUUAUCCUAAACACCACUUGUUUUCUUGAGGAGCAUAUUUUCUCAUUUUGUACAUACUACUCUAUUCUCAGGUAUUGAACAUUGCUUAAGGGAUUCUCAUAUCACAUCCCAUUUUUCUUUUUCCUAUUCAUCUUUUAAUUUUUUAUUAUAAAAUUUCAAAGCCAGAUGGGACUUUAGAGAUAAUGUAGGUAAACCUUGUUUUUAUAGAUUAGAAAAUUGUGAAGACAGAAGUAAAUAACUUGCACAAUGUUUUCUUACUGGCAGCAUAUAAUGGCCCCUUCAUUAUAUAGAAGAAGAGUAGCUUUUUUAAAACUCCUGUGUGGAAAGUACUAUGCUUUUUAACAUUAUAUCCUAUAGCCAUGCUUUAAAUUGUAUUCUAUAAUCUUGUUGUACUUUGAAUGUACAUCACUCAGAAUAUUCUGCAAUAGUUUACACAUCUAUUUUCUAUGCUAGACUCUUAUGUAUCUCAAAAAACAGAGAUUAUGCAUUAUUUACCUAAAUGUUUGCAAUACCUGGGGUAGUGAUUGGCUUUGAAUGAAUGAUAGUGACAGAUGUUUUAGCCUUCAGGGUGUGUUUACUCCAUAUCCUCGGCAUGACAAACUAUGGCUUUUGAAGUGUUAAAUAUGUUACUAUUAUCUGGAGUAAGGUCUAGUUGCACAGUUGACCCAAUUUAUCUUUAGCAUCUCUGCAAGAGCCCAUCUAUACACUUUACACCUUUUUGCCCCAAAUCAUAGGUUGGUUUUUUGCUUAUGCCCUCCAUAGCUACCACUUCCAUUUCCAGUAUCCAUUUGGCAAAUGCUCUUUGAAAAUAUCAGGCUUAAACUUGUGUUCACCCAUAUGAUUCCUUUCCUCUUAGGGCCACUUUGUUAUUUUCAUUUCAUCAACUAACAGCAGAGAAUAAUUGAGUUUACAUUGUGGCUCUUAAAAUAAAGGUUGGUGUUUUGCAGGUAACAUUUCUCUAAAAACAUCAAUAAAUGGCUUUUAAAUAAGCUGACUACAGUGAAAUCACCUACCAUGAAGUUUAUGACAUGGAAAUUAUGUUUUUCUAAUCAUAGGAAGCGAAAUUUGGAAUCUGCAGAGCUUUGGUUACGGGUUACUUUUAGGAAACAUUUUACAAAGCUUUAUGUCAAAUAGACAAAGCCCCUGAGAGAGAUGCUGUCUUGUUAAUUCUUCAUUAAUGUGAUUAAAAUUAA
This is a messenger RNA of Sapajus apella (tufted capuchin), 4823 nucleotides long. It is a transcript of the gene RAB28, whose product is annotated as RAB28, member RAS oncogene family. Bases 215 to 802 code for a protein of 195 amino acids. Gene Ontology annotation, cellular component: endosome; Golgi apparatus. Gene Ontology annotation, molecular function: GTPase activity; GTP binding. The transcript has 7 exons. The record is from RefSeq and is a predicted model, not a curated record. NCBI's taxonomy places the organism in Eukaryota, Metazoa, Chordata, Mammalia, Primates, Cebidae.